This is a messenger RNA of Rhea pennata, 1488 nucleotides long. RefSeq names its product testis-specific serine/threonine-protein kinase 5-like. Gene Ontology annotation, biological process: intracellular signal transduction; protein phosphorylation. The transcript has 7 exons. Gene Ontology annotation, cellular component: cytoplasm. NCBI's taxonomy places the organism in Eukaryota, Metazoa, Chordata, Aves, Rheiformes, Rheidae. The coding region runs from base 1 to 1488 and encodes 495 amino acids. Gene Ontology annotation, molecular function: ATP binding; protein serine/threonine kinase activity. The record is from RefSeq and is a predicted model, not a curated record.
AUGGACCCGGCGCCCGGCGCCAUCCCCGCGGCCGUCGCCGUCCCCGCGGGGCCCGGCAGCGCCUUCGCCGCGCAGGCGCGCGAGAGCCGCCAGCACGGCUACCUGCUCUGCCCCCGGCAGAUCGGCGCCGGCGCCUUCUCCCGCGUCUACCUGGGCCAGGCCACGGCCCAGAAGCUGCGGCAGAACCCGCGGCUGGCGGCCGACCUCCGCGCCAAGCGGCACCGCCUGGUCGCCAUCAAGGUCGUCUCCACUGCCGCGGCCCCCGCCGGCUACGCCCAGAAGUUCUUGCCCCGGGAGAUCGCCUCCCUCAAUGCCACCUACAAGCAUGUCAACGUGGUCCAGCUCUACGAGACGUACCGGGGCCACCAGCGCACCUACCUGGUGCUGGAGCUGGCACCCGGUGGGGACCUCCUGGAGCACGUCAACGCUGCCUCCCGCGGCCGCCGCCACCCCGGCCUGGAGGAGGAGGAGGCGCGGCGGCUCUUCCGCCAGAUCGUGGGCGCCGUCGCCCACUGCCACUGUGUCGGUGUUGUGCACAGGGACCUCAAGUGCGAGAACAUCCUGCUGGACGAACGUGGCUUCGUCAAGCUCACGGACUUCGGGUUCGCCAGCUGCUGCUCCCCAAGGAGCGGCCUCAUGAGCACCUUCUGCGGGUCCGUGGCCUACACGGCCCCCGAAAUCCUCCUGAGCAAGAAGUACAACGGGGAGCUGGCCGACCUGUGGAGCCUCGGCGUCAUCCUGUACGCCAUGGUGGCCGGCCGGCUGCCCUUCCGCGAGCGGCAGCCCCACGAGAUGGUCCACAUGAUGAAGCGGGGUCCCUCCUUCCAGCCGGCCGUUUCCGCAGAGUGCCGGGACCUCAUCCGGGGGCUGCUGCAGCUGCGGCCGGGGGCCCGGCUGGGCCUGCAGCAGGUGGCCGCACACAGCUGGAUGCUGCCCAGCACCGUGGCGUUCAUCAGCCAGGCGAGGAGCGCAGGGCAGCUGCCGGGGCUCGGCGCCGCUCCCUGCUCGCCGCGCCGUCCGGCCCGGCCCCGGAGCACGGCGCCGGGCCCGCCUGCACGCGCUGCCCCGCCGCCCGCCGCAGGCCAGAGCCGGAGCUCCCCGUCGGCGCUGCCGGGCCCGCGGAGCUCACCCGCACCCGCCGAGGGAGCCGCGCGGGGCCCCCGGGUGCCGCCGGGUGGCCACGCCGUCCCUCCACCCCGGCCCACCGGCCGGCCAGCCCCGCGCAGACGCCUCUUCCGGCUGCUGUCCGCGCGCCCGGACAAGCGGCCGGCCUGGCUCGCCCCGCGCCGGCCCGGCCUGCUCUCCGGCCUCUGCCUCUUCCAGCCCAGCAAGCCGCCCGCAUCCGCCAGCGGGUCUGGACAGCGCCGCGGCGAGGGCAAGGGGGCCGCGGCGGCUGCGCCCUGUGGCGGCGCCUCCUCCGGCCCCACCGUCUCCCUCUGGGCCUUGUCCGCGAGGCGGAAGCCCCCACCGGCCCCCGCCGUGAAUUAG